Phanerochaete carnosa HHB-10118-sp is the source of this 645-nucleotide messenger RNA. RefSeq lists its product as uncharacterized. The coding region runs from base 1 to 645 and encodes 214 amino acids. The record is from RefSeq and is a predicted model, not a curated record. Lineage: Eukaryota; Fungi; Basidiomycota; Agaricomycetes; Polyporales; Phanerochaetaceae. The transcript is spliced from 2 exons.
AUGAGCACUCAAGUCCUCAGAUCUCAAACGAAAACUGCAUUACUGACGAUUCCCUUCGAGGAAAGCGGCGGUGAUGUGUACGUUCCGACAACGGCGAGCACUGGAGCAUUAACUGCACUGGUGCUUAUAUCUUAUACUAAAAGGAGAAUUGCCCUGACACCUCCCUUGCAUGUUGACACCAAACACAUCAAAAGCCAGGAUAGCGCUGCUGGCAAUCAAACAGAUAAUGGGGACUCUUCCUCGUUUGUCUCUGAACUUACCACCACAAUGGGAUCGGCCAGCAAUGCAGAGCUGGUUGAUCUCCACCUGUCCGUCAGCCAUGGAGGAGGAUCCUCAGUAUAUGAGGUGGCUCUUUCUCAAAUCAAGGAGGAAGACGAAGAGCACAGGAAGAAUCUCCGCAAUGUCCGACAACAACGCAAUUGGGAACUGUCCCAGAUAUGGGAUGUGUUCCAAGAGCAAAUCUCCGAUGUAGGCGGUAUGGUUGAGAAGGUGAAUACUGAGUUUGAGGAUUUCAUUACUGAAACCUGCAACGAACUCAAUAGAUACCAUGCCAAGUUUACCAAGGCUGUCAAGGGGUCCAAGCAGAGCCUUGACAUUUUCGGAUGGCCAACGGAGAGUCCCUUGAUGAAGCUGCCCAAGCUAUAG